This is a messenger RNA of Betta splendens (Siamese fighting fish), 1444 nucleotides long. It is a transcript of the gene gpn2, whose product is annotated as GPN-loop GTPase 2. Gene Ontology annotation, cellular component: cytoplasm. The record is from RefSeq and is a predicted model, not a curated record. The coding region runs from base 245 to 1186 and encodes 313 amino acids. The transcript has 6 exons. NCBI's taxonomy places the organism in Eukaryota, Metazoa, Chordata, Actinopteri, Anabantiformes, Osphronemidae. Gene Ontology annotation, molecular function: GTPase activity.
UUAACCCAUAUCAGUUGUAGACGAGUGCUUUUAUUUUGACACUUCGCUGACGUUACCCGGAUGUGCUUUGUCCACAUUAGCCACAAAGCUCUCGACCAUUGUACGCACGAGAAUACUACUGCGGAAAGUGGUAAAAGUCUUGUCAAACGUAACUCCACGGGACGGUACAUGUGGCUCCAUCUGACAUCCAGGUCCCAUCGGAUGUGAAGCUCCGCAGACCUCUGGUCCCUGUGACACUAAAGCCAUGAGCAGCCAGCCGAGAGCGACCCCUCCUCUACGUUUUGGCCAGGUGGUCAUUGGACCCCCAGGCUCCGGUAAAACCACCUACUGCCAAGGGAUGCAGGAGUUCCUGACUUCGCUGGGACGCAGGGUGGUUGUGGUGAACAUGGACCCUGCUAAUGAGGGGCUGCCAUAUUCCUGUGUGGUAGAUAUAUCCGAGCUGGUCAAUCUGGGCGAUGUGAUGGAAGCCUUGAAGCUGGGACCUAACGGCGGGCUCCUGUACUGUAUGGAGUAUGUUGAAGCAAAUCUGGACUGGUUAGAGAACAAACUGAAAGAGCACAGUGACUGUUACUUCUUGUUUGACUGCCCCGGACAGGUGGAACUGUACACCCACCAGAGUUCCGUAAAGAAUAUAUUCACACAGCUGGCCAAGUGGAAUUUCAGGCUGUCUGCGGUGCAUCUCGUGGACUCUCACUACUGUGCUGACCCAGCCAAGUUCAUCUCUGUUCUGUGUACCUCCCUGUCCACCAUGCUGCAUGUAGAGCUUCCUCACGUCAACGUCCUCUCAAAAAUGGAUUUGAUUGAGCAAUAUGGCAAACUAGCCUUCAACCUUGACUUCUACACAGAGGUCAUGGACCUGUCCUAUCUUCUUGAUCACUUGGCUGCAGACCCCUUUUUCAAGAAAUUCCGCCAUCUGAAUGAAAAGUUGGCAGAGGUCAUACAAGAUUAUGGUCUUGUAUCUUUUGUGCCACUCAAUGUACAGGACAAAGAGAGCAUGAUUCAAGUCUUACGGGCAGUGGACAAGGCCAAUGGCUACUGCUUUGGAGACCUGGAGGAGAGGAAUCUGCAGGCCAUGAUGUCAGCUGCUGUGGGGGCUGACUUCCAGUUCAGCACCACUCUUGGAGUUCAGGAGAGGUAUGUUGAAACGAGUGAGAAGACGGUGGAGGAGGAAAUGAUGAAUCUGUAAAUUAAAGAGCUCAAUAAAAGAACAAAACUUUAUAGCACUAGUUCAUGCCAACAUUCAUUUAAUUUGGCCUGAGUUCUGAACCUCUCUGCUAAAGUGGAGACGAGAACUAAAUAUUGUUAAGGCUUCAAGGUUGUACCACGUCAUGCGAAGAGGAACCAAGAGGAAGGACAGGAAGGACUAAAUAACAAGCUUGUCUUUAGUAAUCGAUAAAAUAUGUUGCUGUUAUUGUGUACAAUAAAAUUAAUGUUUUUAAGAAAA